GCUUGUUUUUUUCAGUGUAAACAUUAUUUGGGCAACUGAGUUGGGCCAGUGAGUUUAAAAAUUGAUCCUUACUGCACAUAUUUACAUGUGUAUUGGUUUCUAUACCAUCAGACAAGUCAAAUAAAGCGCUAAAUUAAUAUAUGGUUAUUGAAGUAAGCUAUCGUUGAAACGACCGAGACGAGGUGGCUAGUUAGCGUUAGCUUCGCGUCUGAUAAACGCGUGUUUAUCCUUUUUUGUUACCUCCAAUUUAGACUAUAUGUUGGCCUUUGAGCUCUCUUGAAUCUGUGACAUUGGAAUCGGAUCAUCAUGGCUGAUGAUUUUGACGUAGAGGCCAUGCUGGAGGCCCCAUACAGAAAGGAUGAGCUCAAGUCCUCUCAUGCAAAUGGACAUGAUGACCAGAACAAGAAGAAAAGGAGGAGUCGAAGCAGGAGCCGAAGCCCAGGCUCCAGGAAAAGAAGAAGCAGAAGCAAAGACAGAAAGAAGGGUAAGAAGAGGAGCAAGAGCCGAGAAAGAAAACGAAGCCGCAGCAGAGAGCGCCACCGCAGUGGCUCCCGGAGCAAGGAGCGUUCUGGCCGAUACAAAGCACGCCGGAGCCCCAUCCGGAAACGUUCCAAAAGUCGGAGCCCCUUCAGAAAAGAAAAGAGUCCUAUCAGACAACCAAUUGACAAUCUAACCCCAGAGGAGAGGGACGCCCGCACUGUUUUCUGUAUGCAGCUUGCUGCGAGGAUCAGAGCUCGAGACCUGGAAGAUUUCUUCUCAGCUGUCGGAAAAGUGAGAGAUGUGAGAAUGAUCUCGGACAGAAACUCCAGGAGAUCAAAGGGCAUUGCGUACAUCGAGUUUGUGGAGGCUUCUUCUGUACCACUGGCAAUUGGAUUGACUGGCCAGAGGCUUUUGGGAGUUCCCAUCAUUGUCCAGGCCUCUCAGGUUAUGGCAGAGAAGAACAGAGCUGCAGCUGCUGCCAAUAAUCUGCAGAAGGGCAGUUCAGGUCCAAUGAGGCUGUACGUGGGCUCACUGCACUUCAACAUUACUGAAGAAAUGCUUCGAGGGAUCUUUGAGCCUUUUGGGAAGAUUGAGGGAAUCCAGCUUAUGAUGGACAGUGAGACCGGACGAUCCAAAGGAUACGGCUUCAUAUCGUUUGCAGAUGCGGAAUGUGCAAAAAAGGCGCUGGAGCAACUGAAUGGCUUUGAGCUAGCCGGACGUCCGAUGAAGGUGGGGCAUGUUACAGAGCGCUCAGACUCGUCGACAGCCAGCUCGUUCCUGGACAAUGAUGAACUGGAGAGGACUGGCAUCGACCUCGGCACCACAGGACGCUUGCAGCUUAUGGCUCGACUAGCAGAAGGAACUGGUCUGAAGAUCCCUCCUGCUGCUCAGCAGGCCCUACAGAUGACCGGCUCCAUACCCUUCGGAAACAUCGCCGCUCCAGCAGCUGUUCCGACUCCAGCUCCAAGUCAAGCCCUGAACCUCCCAUCACAGCCGCUGGCCACUCACUGCCUUCAGCUGUCCAACCUCUUCAACCCACAAGCAGAAAACGAUCCCAGCUGGGCCAUCGAGAUCCAAGAUGAUGUUAUCGAGGAGUGCAACAAACAUGGAGGAAUUGUUCACAUUUAUGUUGAUAAGAACUCUGCUCAAGGUAAUGUGUACGUGAAGUGUCCCUCAAUACCAGCAGCGAUGGCAACUGUAAAUGCACUUCAUGGACGCUGGUUUGCCGGUAAAAUGAUAACAGCUGCCUACGUUCCUUUACCAACCUACCACAACCUUUUCCCCGAUUCAGUAACGGCAAAGCAGCUUCUAAUGCCGGCACGUCGAUAGUCUGAGACAUGCUUAUGAAAGUCAGUGUAAAUACAUUUGUUUGCAUUCAUGGAAAUGUCACUGAGACAGACACAUUGAAAUUAGUUGGCUGUGUGUAAUAAAAGUUGCCUCAAGUUCAUGUGUUCACCAUUGAAAAUUAGACAGUUUUCUUUUGAGUUGCUUUUCAGAUUUUGUGGGUUUGUGUUGUAAACUACCACUGAGAAGUAAUCUGCAGGUAUCUAUUGGUCCGUAUGUUUUUAAAUAUUACUGUCUUAUCUGCUUGUUUAAAUCAACAAUUUUAGAUUUAAAAUAAAUUGCAAAGAGUUACAGAAAUGUGUUGAGUUAAUAGGCCUUAAUGCCAAAACUAUAUCAAUGUCAACAAUAAUCCUUUGUAACUUUUUACAGCCAUAAUUUCAUUUUUUGUAUGAAGGCUCCCAAUAAACUUUGGCAAAUUUGACAA
Molecule: messenger RNA, 2248 nt
Organism: Chelmon rostratus (copperband butterflyfish)
Lineage: Eukaryota; Metazoa; Chordata; Actinopteri; Chaetodontiformes; Chaetodontidae
Product: RNA-binding protein 39-like
Exons: 15
Coding region: 307-1809 (500 amino acids)
Biological process (GO): mRNA processing
Cellular component (GO): nucleus
Molecular function (GO): RNA binding
Source: RefSeq, a predicted model, not a curated record